Messenger RNA from Lycium barbarum (goji berry), 1550 nucleotides. RefSeq lists its product as uncharacterized. Lineage: Eukaryota; Viridiplantae; Streptophyta; Magnoliopsida; Solanales; Solanaceae. The coding region runs from base 150 to 1412 and encodes 420 amino acids. The transcript is spliced from 7 exons. The record is from RefSeq and is a predicted model, not a curated record. Gene Ontology annotation, biological process: recombinational repair.
GACAAAAGUGCAAGUGACCCCUUGCAACCGUCAUAGCCUAUUGGCUGUCCUUCACCGGGCCAAUUAGACUCAAUUCCAUGGGCCAAAAUCCAAUCCAAUUCAAAGAAAACCCAUCCCGUUAAGCCUCUACAGAUUUUCCCUCCAAAAAAAUGGAGCCAUGGGAAGCACUGGAUGUAGACGAUUCCGAUCUCCACUCUCUUCUCCGCCCUUGUAAACGCCGACUCCACCACCAAAACCCUAAUCUCUCCACCUCCACGUCAUCUUCUCCGCCGCUCGAAAUCUCACAGUUAGAAAAUUCUCAUAAUAAUCAGUUACAAUCGCCGCCACAACAACGCAUAAUUCCCGGACCAGCAGGUGCGGUACAAGCUGCAAUGCAACAACGUACACACGAUCGUCAAUCUCAUAAUUCAAUGUCAGGAGAUAAUACGAUACCUACGCAAGAGUAUAUUAGGAGAGCUGUUGAAAAUUCUUCUGAUUUUGACUAUGAUUUUCAAUCCAAUCCAUGGCUUUGUGCUCUUGAAUUUGUUGGUGAGGAGAACGGGAAAAUACAAUGUACGCCUUUGAGCUCUGUUAAUAAAUGCCUAAAUGCUGCUAGGGUUGAUCAGGUUGUGGCAGUUGUUAAGUCUUGCACACAGAAUGGUCUUGGUGGUCUGAUGGUGACUUUGAAGGAUCCUACAGGUUCAAUUGGUGCUAGCAUUCAUCACAAAGUACUUAGCGAAAGUCCGCACGGAAAGGAUAUUUGUAUUGGCUCAGUUUUGAUACUGCAAAAGGUUGCAGUGUUUCGCCCUUCAAGCUCAGCAUAUUAUCUUAACAUAACACUGGGGAACCUGACAAAGGUUUUCUGCAAGGAAAGUGGACCUCCAUUAGCGAACAGCCUAGCAGCAUAUGAAGUAAAUUACAGUGAUCCUGAAAGUGCAGCAUCAGCCUCUGCUGGAAAAGCUAGCGCACCGCAGAGGAUUUCCAUUCCAGACAAAGAAACAAUUGAAGGAAUCCUAGACGAUAGGACCAUAGAGUGCAUGUCUGCAGGUGGAAGUUUGCAUAACGAGAUUCAAAUGGAGAAGGAAAAUCUAGCUCCAAAUAGCUACCUAUGCAACAAUAGUAGUGCCUUUACAAAGACCUCCGUGGUAAACAGAGAAUGUCUCGAUCAGAGACAGAGUAGUGCAAAAGGAUUUGAUGGAACAGUUAGAAAUAGAGGCGCUCUUAAUGAAAAUAAUGAUCAGCAAAUGGGAUCUCAGGGUGUCCUCACGCCGGGGAACAAAAGAGAUGGUCCAACAAAGAACCACUUUGAUCCAGAAAUUCCGGUACCUGAUGAAAAGGAUCAUAGACAACCAAUUGCUUCGAAGGUGUCACUUCCUCAAUGGACAGAUGAUCAACUUGAUGAACUGUUUGCCUGCGAUGAUGAUGAUGAAUGAACUGUACUUAAAAAGAUUUUGGUCACUUUUUGUUCACGUUGGUUUUAUACCCAGUUAACACUAAUAAAAGUAGUUCUCAAAAUUCCUGUAAAGUGUGAUCUAGUCCUUUCUAUUUUUGACUUCCCUAUUUUUUCAUCA